Messenger RNA from Myripristis murdjan (pinecone soldierfish), 7202 nucleotides. RefSeq names its product calmin a (gene clmna). NCBI's taxonomy places the organism in Eukaryota, Metazoa, Chordata, Actinopteri, Holocentriformes, Holocentridae. Gene Ontology annotation, molecular function: actin filament binding. Gene Ontology annotation, biological process: nuclear migration. The record is from RefSeq and is a predicted model, not a curated record. Gene Ontology annotation, cellular component: cytoplasm; nuclear outer membrane; meiotic nuclear membrane microtubule tethering complex. Bases 289 to 3828 code for a protein of 1179 amino acids. The transcript is spliced from 13 exons.
UCCCUGCACUCAUCUUCAGUGCUGGCGCUGCUUUGCAAGCGGGAGCAGAAACCCGAGGAAAACCCUCCAGGAUGCCCGGGCUGUGAGCGUGAAAACGCGGCGCUGUGAAACGGACCGAUCCGCCCGUCGCUCCCCACAGCAGCGGGCACCUCUCAGCGCGGCUUGCAUGGCUCCCGGUCGGCCGGCCGGACAAUAGACAUCCCGCCGCAGCAGCUUGCCCUCCUCCAGCCCGGGGAGCUCUCUCUCUUCCUGCCCAAGGAUCCCUGCAACUUUUCACCGUGGGUCCAGAUGGCUGGACACGAGUGGGAGGACUGGUUUGAACGGGAGGAAUUAAUCGGACAGAUCAGCGACAUCCGAGUGCAGAACCUGCAAGUUGAAAGAGAAGUUGUCCAGAAGAGGACCUUUACCCGAUGGAUGAAUCUACAUCUAGAAAAGUGUGACCCACCCAUUGAGGUCCAUGACCUUUUCCGGGACAUCCAGGAUGGACGCAUCCUCAUGGCCCUGCUGGAGGAGCUCUCAGGCUGCAAGCUGCUUCAUGGGUUCAAGAAAUCCUCCCAUCGGAUUUUCAGACUCAACAACAUCGCCAAGGUCCUGUCUUUCUUGGAGGAGAGAAAUGUAAAGCUGGUCAGUAUUGAUGCUGCCGACAUUGCUGAUGGGAACUCCUCCAUCAUCCUGGGACUCAUUUGGAAUAUCAUCCUCUUCUUCCAGAUCAAGGAGCUGACCGGAAACAUCAGGAGCCAGUUCCCCUCCUCUUCCAGCUUGUCAUCCAUCCCCACCAGUUCUGACUCGGAUGCCUCCCUCUCCAGCACACCCUCAGAGGAGAGACGGCCGUCCUCAGCCAUACGCGAACAUGGCAAGGCCAUCAAGAAACUGCUGCAGUGGGUGCAGAAACGAACACGCAAGUAUGGCGUGGCAGUGCAGGACUUUGGGAAGAGCUGGACCAGUGGUCUGGCUUUCCUGGCUGUCAUUAAGUCCAUCGACUCCAGCUUGGUAGAUAUGAGGAAGUCCUUGCUGAGGGGUGCCAGAGAGAACCUGGAGGAGGCUUUUAGGACAGCCCACUACAGCCUGGGCAUCCCACGCCUACUGGAGCCAGAGGAUGUCACUAUUAAUUCACCAGAUGAGCAGUCCAUCAUGACCUAUGUGUCACAGUUUCUGGAGCACUUCCCUGGCAUCGAGGAGCCAGAGGAGCCCUGCCAGCUAAUUGAGCGGAGUAUCUCUAUGGGCCGGCUUAGCUCCCGUGACAGUGACUUCGACCAGAUGAGGAAUGGUAUCCACCGUGGCCGUCUGAGGGGGAGACCCUACAUAGUCCGCAAGGACUGGGUACACCCCCCACCCAAAAUUUUUAUCUCGUCUAUGUCGGAGGACAGAGGGGCCAUGUCACCCACUUCCCCACCAGUUGGGGCUCGCUCCUGGGCAAGUGUAGACUCAUUGGCAGGGUCCACCCCUAUAGAUGACAAAUCCCCCAUUGUGGCAGGAGAUGCUAAGGAUCCUGGAAAACAGGUCUUUACCAUCUCAAACUCACCUACUGGCUCUUCAGUGACUGAGUCAGUGAACACUGAGUCAUUGAUUGGUGAUUCGGCAAUCAGUUCGCCAGACUCUUGGGUAGAGAGUGAGGUGGAGGCAAUGCCAGAGAGGUUUGGUCAAAGCCCAAGUGACAGUUCACUGUGUGACAGCGGGACUGCCUGGGAUGUCAGUGCACCCCCCAUCACACCUGAGGAGGUCACCACCCUUGAUGAAGAACUGAUGCCCUCCAUUGUGGAUAGACCGUCUGAUAAACAGUCGAUUCCUGAGUUGUAUGCAGAUGAAGGGAUCUACUCAUUAAGUUCACUAGAGAGCACUCACGAAAGAAUCCAAGCACAUCCUGAGAAGGAGGAGGAGGGAGGAAACAUCUUGCCCCCCAACCAGGGCUGGGCAUCUAAACAUGAACCUGGUCAGAAUGGAGCUGAUAACAAAGCAGAGAAAGACUCUGAAAAGACAGAUAUGAGCCUGCUUCAAAAAGAAGAAAGAAAAGAAGUAUCAAGUGAGUGGCAACCUUCUGUGCAGCCAUCUAAUGUGACAGAAUCGGCUAGUUCUGGGGUCAAAAUUAAUGAAAGUAACCAGUCACAACCUUUCUCCAACCCUAAACCACAAACCCCUGACCUUUUUGAAGAACUGAUCAAGCAGGACAGUGUAAAAGCGAACGCUCACAAAGACUCAGAAUGUGCAAAAGACCAUGUGGACUUAAGUGGAGAAUCACAGGAACAUGAAGGACAACUGAAUGUUGAAACAAAAUGUUUGAAUGAGGACAAAACCUCUGACAAGGAAAGAGUGGAGGUAGAGAUUUCAAAGGGAAGAGGUGAAGACGUCAUAGAAAUUUCGACAACUCAAGAUGGGACGAGUCAAGAGAUCCUUAAUGGCCAUACAGAUCCUCAAGAAAAUAACAGCACACAGAUCCAUGAUGCUAUAGCAAGCACACAUCUAACCAACCAGGACAGAGCAUCAAGUCUGGACCUAAGCAUGGAUACAAAUGUUCCUCUGACUUCCAUUUCCAAUGACCCAACUGAGGAGGACAAAGAGAGGACAUGUGCUCCACAAAAAGAAUGUCAUGCUGGGGAUUCUGGAAAUAAGAGUUUUGGCAUUGAUGUCAACAGAUCUGAAAAUCUCACUGAAAAGAGCUGUAAGUCCAGGGAGCAUGAUGACGGUAAAGCCCCUGAAAGUACCGUUUGCCACUUGGAAGGUCAAUUGUCAGAUAAGGUUAUGCCAGAAGGUUCAAAACAAAUGAGAGAAGUAGAAAAUGGGCAUUUGGCUGACAUAAACCAACAUGAUAUCAAGAGUUUGCCAACUGCCGAUUCAUUGGGGCCGGAGGCCUCAGAAAAUAUGGAAAUAAGUAUAACCCAACAGAAAUGCGGGUCUCCUCUUGAUGACCAAACUCCCCCUGUUCACUCUGACCAAGACAUAGAGAGGAAUUCACGUGAUCAGUUCAAUGGACACCAAGACACAUUGAGCCCGACCUUUCUUGUCAAUAAGACAGCGAUAGCACAACAAAACAGAUCAGAUCAGGACAACUUGGGGCCAAAUGUAACUAAGUGUUACAAGCCAGUCAUUGAAGCAGGACACAUGGACGUGUUUUUUACAGAUGUUGACAGAAGUUCUCCCAUCGACGAGAUAGUUGGUGACCCAGUUGACCCCAUGGAUCUGUUCUACCCCGACAAAGAGGAACCCAUGUUUAUAGAGCCAUCUGAUGUGGAAACUGAAAGUCACUCAUCUGUUCUGAGUGUGUCUGCUCUCCUGCCAGCACCAGCUUCUGAGACACUGCCAGAAGCACAACCACUCAUCCAGCUGGGUGAAGAUGUCAUGAAUGGGGUUGAUUUAGCAAUACAUGGACAACAGGACAAGGAAAUCACAGAGACUGACCAGGGUGUUGUUACACCAUCUGAAGUCCAGGAACAUUGCUCUUUGCCUGGGGAGGAGAUGGUAGGAGGCCGGGGCACAGAUAGGCCUGCAGAAGGCAGUGAUGAUGAUGUCACUGAGACUCAGGAACAGAUCCCAGGCUCUGCCAUGGAAAUUGAGCCUAUGAGGAUUGAAACUACACAUUCCAGAAGACAAGAAGACAUCCUAAUCCCUACAGUUCUCCGUCACAGAAAGGUGGCCUGCUCCACCGAGUCCAUGGACAAUCAGACGACUGUGUCCGCCAGCAAAAGUCACGAUGACAGCUCUGAUCUUGGGUGGACGGAGUGCUCAGAGCUUUAUCUGCUUCUGUUGCUGUGGUUACUGCUCUACUGUGUAUGGCUGUUGCCUCAGAUGGACCUUAAGACACUGCCCCGUCUGCUGCUCAGCCUGGACCUCUGAACACACACACAUGCGCGCACACACACACACACACACACACACACACAUACACGUACACAUAUACACGUACACACAGAAACACACACACAAAUACAGACAGUGAGAAAGAAGGAGAGAGAAAUUAGUCAGUUUUAGAGACACACUUACAUGCGCUAUCACUAAAAAACCUAUACAAGCAACUACACACACAUACAGCUUGACUGCCACACCUCUUUCCACUUCAACACUCUUUUUAUCUUUUAAGAACAAGUGAAGGCAUUUAUAGGAUGUAUAUUUCAAAAUAGUCAAGCUUUUUAGGCUUUUGCAUUUUGGCUUUUGAUGUGGCUUAAUGUGAUCUGCCCCUGUUGUAAAGACAUGCUGUUUGUUGCUGUGCAAAGCACACAGAGGCAUCUUGAUGAGACUAGAACUGUACAGAACACACUGGUAUGUAGAUAGAGAUAUAUGGAUACACAGUUGCCUAUUUCAAUUGCCAUUUAGCCAGCUUAGGAUGUUUAAUAAAAAUAGCUUCAGGCUUUUUAAUAAUGAAAACUGGAGCUGAAGCAGGAAUAUGAAAAGAUGAAUAUGAUUGUACCACUUCCUUUGAGCUAUUAACUUUGUGUACUUAAUGAAGGGGAUUUUGGAAUCCAUUGCACUUUUGAAACAAAGUAUGCAAACUGCCAAAGACAUAGUGUUGGAAGUGCUAAUACAGCAAGUACACAACUCACCACAGGCCCAAUAAUGAUGGAAUAUUGUUUUUAACAUAUAAGAAGUCUAGUAAAUCUUGUACUAAUACAUAACCCCAGCUCUGUCUUGUAUAAUAGUUGAGGCAAAAUAAAUAUUUGUAAUAUUUUAUGGGUCAUAAGGUAUAUGAAUGGAUUUUUAAGAUGUUUUAUGAUAAAUUCAAACAAAUGUUUGUAUGUAAUUCAGCUAUGCUUGAGCUUGUCUGAGCCUGUCAAUGAAAAGAGAAUGCUUUACAAUGACUUACCUUAUGUUACUUUUGAACAGUGUCUGUAAUGAAGCACUAUGGGAAAAGUGAUUUUGAUUUCCAUUUAUCUGGUCAUCCCUGUUUACCCUGUUCAGACGUAUCGGCCCAUCCAACAAGCACAAACCCUGCUCCACACUGGCCGACCAGUGGAUGAUUUCACUGUUUACUCCAAAGCUCCUUCAUCUAGAGAGGAGCAAUAAAAGCCAUGCAUACCAAUUCAGUACAGCACAUCCUAAUGAGAUUCCAUCUGUGUGUGUGUGUGUGUGUGUGUGUGCGUGUGAGACCCACUUUUAGCAUUAGACUCAGAGACAUACCUGCCAGUUCUGAUUUCCUCAAGGGACGACAUUAGAUUUCGAGUUAGGAUCCAAGGUCAGGGGAAGGAUCAGGUCCGUUUAGUUAAGCUUUAAGGUUGUAAGUGAAACUUUGGUUCAGGUUAGGACAAAGGGCUAAAGGGCUACUUUUCUGGAAUUUGGCCCAUUCUACCCCAAUAUUUCAGUUUGAGGAUUACGUGGAUUGGCAACAAAAUCAUCUUCGUAGGUGGCUAGUUCUGCCUUGUGCUCAUGUUAACUUUUGAACAUACAGUGUACAAGUUAACUGUGGAUGCCCUAAAGUGAGGAAAUGAGAAUUUGUGGCUGCUUUAAACUAAUUGUACCAGACACAUACACAACAAAAGAACUGGUAAUGGUAGAAAAGUUCCUGUGAGACUUAAUUCAUGACUUGCUUUGUUUCCACAGGAAGUGAUUGAAGUCAGUCAGCUAGUUAUUUUAGGCGCUUGAUUUGUAGUAAAGGUUCAGAGUUAUGUUUUCAGAGGUCAUGAAUCUCCUACGCAUAAUUAAAACAAUGCCAAAUUUGUAUUAUGAAAAAGAUUGAUCUACAUACUUUGAUAAAUCUAGUUGCCUACAAUUAAAUGACAUGUUCCCAAAGCAUUAGCAUGCAGCAUGUACACUAUACGCUAACACUUGAGAGCUAGAGUAGUGCUCGCACUGGAGAGCUACAUGUUGAAGUUAUGCUGCCAUGUUAGAGCUCCAGUACACGCUGGCACUUUUAAACACAAAGCUCUCUUCUGGAGACACUGAGGGGGAUUUUCCACACGUUACCCAGGCACAGUCAUUCCAGGAACCUCUUUUCAAGGAACUGAACAGUGCCCACAGCCUGUUCCUGCCUGUGUUUCUACCAUGAGCCACAGACCUGCAAAGACUAGGCAAAUUCUUCAGUUGAAAUAAAAUUGCAUAUUUAAUUUGCCUAUAUUAUUAUGCAUAUAUUAUUUAACCCAUUUUAGCUACCUUGUUACUGGUUACUGCCACAGGUUAGUGGCACUAACAGUGUUUUUCUCUCGGAGGAGUUCUGCUUUGUCCUGCCUGCGAGACAAAAGCCAUAUACUGUGUGUGUGACUGAUGUGGUAUGAUUGAUAACAUAUUAAUCAUGCAUCAAUGGCAGCACCAUUUGUAACAUCACAUAAGAAAAAAGAAAUUAGGGCAGGAAACCAAAAAUGCAUACAUUUACAUGAGAUUACAAUCACUGAGGAAAACACUUGCAGAUAUCAAGGUACUGUAGGGUACAUCUGUUCUGGGAUUGUGCUCCUCAUUUAACUUUAGGAUUGACUGAGACACAACCAUAGUGAAUCAAUUUGAAAAUAAUGUUUUAUUUCUCUUUUUCACUGGCUGUCUCAUGCACAGCGCUGUCAUGCUGCCUCUCUCUCUCCUUCUCUCUGUCUUUUUUGCCAUUUUGUCAUGAGUCAGGAAGCUGACAGCAAAGUCUAACUGUACUUUUAGUGUUAUCAAUCAAAGAGAAAUGUCCUCCCCUGUCCUAAACCGGUCCUCAAACGAUACCAGAGUACUUGUUUUAUGAAUGAAGCAAUACACAAGUGGAAACAGUAGCCCUUUUGACCAAUCAGUGACAGCCAUCCCUGCAAACCCCACCCUCAAAGUUCCUGGACCAUUGGAAAGCACAAACACCAGAGCAGGGACUUUUUGUGGGGCGAAAACAUGCCUGGAACUGAAUUGUCAAAGUGCAGACAGUUCCUCAAAAGGUUCCUCAUCCCUGGGGAGAGUUCCUGCUAUGGAAAGGGGGCUAGUGAUGAUUUUGGUGCCAAUCCUCUUAAUGGGUAAGGUGAUCAAUAAGCCAAACUGGAAAAAAACAGCAUGCAUUAGAUCUUUCAGGUUAGGCUUAGGGGUUACAGAAAGGUCAAAGGUCCAUCUCCACAAGGUUAGUAGAAAGACAAGUGUGAUUCUCUGUGUGUGUGUGUGUGUGUGUGUGUGUGUAGUCAGUGUGCCCACAGGACACCCAGCCUCCCCCUCCUGAAUCUGACAUUGACUGCCCUAGUGAAGCCUCUUCGCUUUUGUACUGAAACCUCAGUCUGUUCUAAUUGUUUCAACAGCGCCACUCAAGUGCAAUAAAUGACAUGUUGUCA